AUGUCUGGCGCCGUCGCUCGUCUCGUCAACAUUGUUGGCGGCGUCGUUCCAGCUCUGUCUUCCUCCGUGACGAAGUCCAGUACUGACAAUGUGGCAAGCGCGGAUCUCGGCCUUGUUGGCCUUGCUGUCAUGGGACAGAACAUCAUUCUGAACAUGGCCGACCAUGGCUACACUAUUGCGGCCUUCAACCGCCAAGGGCAAGUCCAUUGUUGGCGCCCACUCCAUCGAGGAGUUCGUCUCCAAGCUCAAGACGCCCCGCCGUGUCAUGCUCUCGUCCAGGCCGGCAAGGCCGUCGAUGACUACAUCGAGACCCUCAUCCCCCUCCUCGAGCGCGGCGACAUCAUCAUUGAUGGCGGCAACUCCCACUUCCCCGACUCCAACCGCCGCACUCAAUACUGCGCCAGCAAGGGCCUGCGUUUCGUCGGCUCCGGUGUCUCCGGUGGCGAGGAGGGUGCCCGCUACGGCCCCUCCAUGAUGCCCGGUGGUAACGAGGAGGCCUGGCCCUUCAUCAAGGACAUCUUCCAGGACAUCGCCGCCAAGAGCGACGGCGAGGCCUGCUGCGACUGGGUCGGUGACGAGGGUGCUGGCCACUACGUCAAGAUGGUCCACAACGGUAUCGAGUACGGUGACAUGCAGCUCAUUUGCGAGGCCUACGACAUCAUGAAGCGUGGCCUCGGCAUGUCCUACAAGGAGAUGGGCGACACCUUCGCCAAGUGGAACACUGGUGUUCUUGACUCCUUCCUCAUCGAGAUUACCCGUGACAUCCUCUACUUCAACGACGAGGAUGGCACUCCCCUUGCCGAGAAGAUUCUUGACAAGGCCGGCCAGAAGGGUACCGGCAAGUGGACCGCCGUCAACGCCCUUGACCUCGGCAUGCCCGUCACCCUGAUCGCCGAGGCUGUCCUCGCCCGCUGCCUGUCCGCCAUCAAGGACGAGCGCACCAAGGCCUCUGGUGUUCUUCGCUUCGAGAGCCGCGUUCAGAAGUUCGAGGGCGACAAGCAGCAGUUCCUCGACGAUCUCGAGCAGGCUCUGUACGCCUCCAAGAUCAUCUCGUACGCCCAGGGCUUCAUGCUCAUGCAGGAGGCCGCCAAGGAGUACGGCUGGAAGCUCAACAAGCCCUCGAUCGCCCUCAUGUGGCGCGGUGGCUGCAUCAUCCGCUCCGUCUUCCUCAAGGACAUCACCUCUGCCUACCGCAAGAACCCCGACCUCCAGAACCUCCUGUUCGACGACUUCUUCAACAAGGCCAUCCACACCGCCCAGCCCGGCUGGAGAGACGUCGUCGCCAAGUCGGCGCUCCUCGGCAUUCCCACCCCCGCCUUCUCUACCGCUCUGUCGUGGUUCGACGGCUACCGCACCAAGGACCUUCCCGCCAACCUUCUGCAGGCCCAGCGUGACUACUUCGGCGCCCACACCUUCCGUGUCAAGCCCGAGCACGCCAACGAGAAGUACCCCGUUGACACGGAUGUUCACGUCAACUGGACCGGCCGUGGCGGCAACGUUUCUGCGUCUACGUACCAGGCUUAAAAGGGGUGUGUGCGUUGUGGUAAUGGGUCCGGACAGGAUGGGGUGAUCUUACGUACUUGCCAGCCAGAUGCUGGAUCAUGAAAUGAAAGACAAUUGUAACAUG
Molecule: messenger RNA, 1627 nt
Organism: Verticillium alfalfae VaMs.102
Lineage: Eukaryota; Fungi; Ascomycota; Sordariomycetes; Glomerellales; Plectosphaerellaceae
Product: 6-phosphogluconate dehydrogenase
Exons: 6
Coding region: 1-1524 (507 amino acids)
Biological process (GO): pentose-phosphate shunt; pentose-phosphate shunt, oxidative branch
Cellular component (GO): cytosol
Molecular function (GO): NADP binding; phosphogluconate dehydrogenase (decarboxylating) activity
Source: RefSeq, a predicted model, not a curated record